This is a messenger RNA of Salvia splendens (bonfire salvia), 740 nucleotides long. RefSeq names its product light-harvesting complex-like protein OHP2, chloroplastic. Gene Ontology annotation, cellular component: chloroplast thylakoid membrane. Bases 109 to 573 code for a protein of 154 amino acids. The transcript is spliced from 2 exons. Lineage: Eukaryota; Viridiplantae; Streptophyta; Magnoliopsida; Lamiales; Lamiaceae. The record is from RefSeq and is a predicted model, not a curated record.
GGCAACUUGUUAUCCACACAACUUUCCUCUUUGAAACCAUCACUGAAUCACAAUCUUCUCUCCCUCCACACAAAACCCUCGUCUCAAUCCCAACAAUCACACAAAAAAAUGUCAGUCGCUUCAUCACCUUCAUUUCCAUGCAUCAAACUCCGCACCCCAUCAUCAUCACCACCGUCUUCCUCUUCCCUCAGAUUCACCAUUAGGAGCUCUCAAGCCGACGGCCCUUUCCGGAGACCCACCGCUCCCACCCCUGUAAAGCCAGUGCCGCCUUCUCCGUCUCCGUCUCCAUCUCCGCCGCAGCCGGCAGCGGUGGUGCAGGACAAGAAUGUGAUAACGUUGGAAUUUCAGAGGCAGAAGGCGAAGGAGCUGCAGGAAUACUUCAAGCAGAAGAAGCUGCAGACAGUCGAUCAAGGUCCAUUUUUUGGCUUCAUUGCCAAGAAUGAGAUCUCCAAUGGCAGAUGGGCAAUGUUUGGUUUUGCUGUGGGAAUGCUAACAGAGUAUGCAACUGGUUCAGAUUUUGUGGAUCAACUCAAAAUCCUCCUCUCCAAUUUUGGGAUUCUUGAUCUUGAUUGAUACCUCCUUCUUUUCCCCAUCUUCUAAUCUGCUUUGUAACGCCACUUUCUUUUCUAUGUUUGCUCAACAUUUUUCACAUACAUGUAUAAUUACACUACACUCAUCCAUCUGUAUAAUUUCGAAUAUGUCUGCUACAUUACAAAUUUCAUUUGAUUCGAUUCAUGUCA